CACACGGUGCCAAUACUAUCUGUCACGAUCGUAUCAGUGGUUAUCCACGGGUAGUUUAUAUUUGGAAGUACUUGACACUGACAGAAACAAAAAUAAUUAUCGUAAAAGUCAGUACUGAGUGAAACAAGUGUGUUUGUCAUUUGCAUGACUUGAAAUUUAAUUCAAUGUAACUUUCAAAUUUAUGCCUACAUUUUGUAAAGGUUAAACAUUGUGACUGAACUAUUUCAAGUACUAGAGAUUAUUUUGCUACUUCUAUUUAAUAACCGAUAAGCAUCUCUGCUUAUUUCUCCUUACAAGUAAAUAAGUUAUCAAUUGUGAUAAAAUUCUUUUAUAUAACUUCAAAGCAGAUUAGUUUUUGAAAUAUUCAUAAACAUGGCAAGAACUGGAGCUAUGAAAUUAGCAAGACUUCGUGAACUCAUGGCAGCUGUUCAAGUUGGCAAGGAAAAAGGAAUUCAGGCGUUAAUUGUUGGUUCUGAGGACGCUCAUCUAUCAGAAUACAUAACAGAUCGGGAUAAACGACGUCAUUAUAUUUCCGGAUUCCAAGGAUCACUUGGUACAGCAAUAAUUACUGCUGAACAUGCUCUACUUUGGACAGACGGAAGGUAUUAUGCUCAAGCUGAGGCUGAAUUUGAUCCACCUGAUGCUUGGACAUUGAUGAAAGAGGGAACUAUCGGUACACCUACUCAAGAAGAAUGGUUAAUAUCCAAUCUUCCGCCGAAAUCUACUGUUGGUGCUGACCCUAACUUGAUGAGUUACGCUGUUUGGAUACCACUUCAAAAUGCACUUAAUGCUGCCGGACAUUAUUUAAUGCCACUUUAUGAGAAUUUAAUUGAUAAACUUUGGGGAGAUGAACAACCACCAGAAGUUUUGAAUCCUAUCGUUCCUCAAUUAAUUAAAUACACAGGAAAAACAGCAGGUGAAAAAUUAACACAGUGUCGAAAAGCAAUGAGAAAAAAUCGAGCCGGUGCUCUUGUGAUUACUACCUUAGAUGAAGUUGCGUAUCUAUUAAAUUUACGUGGAUCUGAUAUACCUUAUAAUCCGGUAUUUUUCGCAUACGUAGUAAUUACACUUACGGAAUUUCAUAUAUUUGUAAACAAAUCUCGACUUACCGCUGAGGCGGAACAGCAACUUAUUGAUGAAGGUGUUGAUGCCAUAUAUCAUCCGUAUGAAGACGUGAGAUCAUUUUUGAAACAACUUACACUCAGUAAUUUAUUUAACUCUGGCAAUGAAAAAGAAAUUGAACGUAUUUGGAUUCAUAGCAAUACGAGUUAUGCUUUGCAUACCGAAUGCAAUGACAUUCAAAGACAUAUUUCUAUAACUCCAGUGAGAUUAAUGCAAGUUAUAAAGAACGAUGUUGAAAUAGAGAAUAUGAAGAAAGCACAUACAAGAGACUCAGCUGCGCUCGUUAAAUAUUUUGCUUGGCUUGAAGAUAAAGUCAAAAGUAAAUGUAAUCCUCCCAUCACAGAAAUAUCUGGUGCCGAUCAGUUAGAGAAGUUUAGAAGAGAGCAAGAAAACUUUAUCGGUUUAAGUUUCCCAACAAUUUCAUCAGUUGGACCUCAUGGUGCUAUAAUUCAUUAUCUGCCUUCACCCAAAACUGAUGUACCCAUUACAGACCAAGAGAUUUAUCUUUGUGACUCAGGAGCACAAUAUUAUGAUGGAACUACUGAUGUUACUCGAACAUUUCAUUUUGGUACUCCAACAAACUUCCAACGAGAAGCAUUUACUCGUGUGUUCAAAGGACAAACUGCCAUUGCCACUGCCAAAUUUCCAACGUUGAUAAAAGGAAAUUAUUUAGACGUGUUAGCAAGAAAGAGUUUAUGGGAUGUUGGACUUCAUUACCUUCAUGGCACUGGACAUGGAGUUGGCAAUUACUUGAACGUUCAUGAGUUUCCUACUGCGAUUUCAUGGCGCCCUUAUCCAGAUGACCCAGGUUUACAACCGGGAGCAUUUUUAUCUAACGAACCUGGAUUUUAUGAGGAUGGAAGUUUUGGAAUACGUUUAGAAAACAUUCAAUUUGUCGUUAAAGCUGAAACCCCAUACAAUCACAGAGAUAUAGGAUUCCUAGCAUUCGAGACUGUUACUUUUGUACCGAUUCAAACAGCUCUCUUAGACAUUAACUUGUUAACUGAUCAAGAGAUUGAAUACUUAAAUACUUAUCACGCCAAGUGUUUAGAAGUACUUCGACCUCUCCUCCAAGGAGAAGAAAAUGCUCAAGCUCUGAAAUGGUUGGAAAAAGAGACUCAACCAAUCACGAGAUAGUAAGACACAACAGGGUAAAUAAACAUUUAAAAUUUAUUUCUUUAUUUGCAAAUUACUUUGUAUCGAGUGUGUUUGAGGGUCUGAAUAAAAAUGUGAAAGAUUGGAAAUAAAUGAUUAAUAAAAAGAUAAUUAAUUUUA
Chelonus insularis is the source of this 2397-nucleotide messenger RNA. RefSeq names its product Aminopeptidase P (gene ApepP). NCBI's taxonomy places the organism in Eukaryota, Metazoa, Arthropoda, Insecta, Hymenoptera, Braconidae. The record is from RefSeq and is a predicted model, not a curated record. The coding region runs from base 373 to 2259 and encodes 628 amino acids. The transcript has 6 exons. Gene Ontology annotation, molecular function: metalloaminopeptidase activity.